UUGAGCUUGAUUCAUCUCAUCCUAUCGCAAUUGAACAUCAUUGGACUUUCUUACUAAACCACCUACUAGCCACUCUAUCUCAACCACUCUCUAUCUCAACUGCUCUUAUCUUGACCACCUCUAUCCUUAUUAAAUCUCAACUGAAUAAUACUACUACACAGAGCACAAAACCCCCCGACACCCACCACAAAAUGCCCCCCGAAUCGGUAUCAAAACUUCAGCAGAUCCUCCAAAGAACCCACACCUUCCUAACCCACCUCACCACCCAAGCCCCCCUAACCCCAACACUCCUCUCGAACUUCAGCCCGGACAUUCGCAUCCACGAGCACGGGCUCCCCUCCCUUGCCCCGUUCCUGGGGAGGGAUUACAUCGGCCUCGACGCAGCGAAGGAGUACUUUGAGUGUAUGGGCUCUCACCUCCGGUACGAGGAGAUGCGGUUCGAGGAGGAGGCGGAUUGGGUGGUGGAUGUGGCGAGGGGGGUGGUGGUCGUGCGCGGCUGGGCGCGGUUUUUGGCACGGGGAAGUGGGCAGGGCUGGGAGGAGGGGUUUGUUUAUCGGUUACGGUUGGGGGCAGUUCAGGAGCAGGAUGUGGGGGAGGGGGAGGUGAAAGUGAAGGAGUAUUUAGUUUGGGCGGAUACGGGGGCGGCGUAUUUGGCUUUGAGGGGGGAGUUAAAAUGA
Messenger RNA from Aspergillus saccharolyticus JOP 1030-1, 677 nucleotides. RefSeq lists its product as uncharacterized. The transcript has a single exon. Bases 192 to 677 code for a protein of 161 amino acids. NCBI's taxonomy places the organism in Eukaryota, Fungi, Ascomycota, Eurotiomycetes, Eurotiales, Aspergillaceae. The record is from RefSeq and is a predicted model, not a curated record.